This is a messenger RNA of Ascochyta rabiei, 939 nucleotides long. RefSeq names its product Oryzin. The transcript has 3 exons. NCBI's taxonomy places the organism in Eukaryota, Fungi, Ascomycota, Dothideomycetes, Pleosporales, Didymellaceae. The coding region runs from base 1 to 939 and encodes 312 amino acids. The record is from RefSeq and is a predicted model, not a curated record. Gene Ontology annotation, biological process: proteolysis. Gene Ontology annotation, molecular function: serine-type endopeptidase activity.
AUGCAGUUCUUCGCCCGCGAAGUUGCUCUUGUAGCAGCUGCGACACCCUUUCUGACGAUUCCUGGCAAGUACAACGUUCAGUUGAAGCCUGACACGGAUGUUACCUCCAUCGCCGCCCAUCACAAUGUAAUCCGCGAGAUUCACGCUCGUGACAUUGCCAAGCGUGAUACUGUGGCCGAGGAAGAAGCUGGUGUUGAGCGCGAGUAUGGCUUCGGUGACUUCAAGGGCUACGCUGGUGCUUUUGACGCGGCUACCGUUGAGGAAUUGAAGUCUCUGCCUGAGGUUUUGAAAGUUGUCGAGGAGUACAUCAUGACCACCAGUGCGCUUGUCACCCAGAACAAUGCACCUUGGGGACUCGACAGCAUCUCGUCACGCACUCGCGGUGCUUCGAGCUACAUCUACGACAACACUGGUGGACGUGGUACCUUCUCCUACGUCGUGGAUACCGGUAUCAGGACUACUCACAUAGAGUUCGGCGGCCGUGCCCAGGUUGGCUUCAAGGCAGUGGGUGGCAACAAUAACGACAAACAGGGCCACGGAACUCACGUUGCUGGUACGGUCGGUGGCAACACCAGAUCGCCUGCUCGCUCGCCCGAAGUCCUGUGCGUCGGUAACGUCCAGAGCACCGACGCUCGUUAUGGAGGCAGUACCGGGUCGAACUUUGGUCCUACGGUCGGCGUCUUUGCUGCUGGCACUGGCAUCGUGACAGCUUACUUCUCGGAUACCUCGACUGCUACGUUGACUGGUACUUUAAUGACCUCGCCUCACGUUGCUGGUCUCUUCAGCUAUCUGCGUGGCCUUGAAGGCUUAUCGAGCGCUGCCGCUAUCAAGGCAUGGGUGCUGGAGCUGGCUACACCAAACAGGGUUACUGAUACCCAGGGUUCUGCAAACCGGUUGGCCUACAACGGCAACGGCCGCUUGAGGGAAGUCAGAGGAUGA